GUGUACAUCUAUAACCAUAGUCCUCAGGAGGCUGGGGUAGGAGGAUUGAGGUCAAGGGCAUCCUGACCUAAUUAAUGGUAAGACCCUGGCUAGGGUAUGUGUAGCUCUGGUCUAACAUACAAGAGCCCCUGGAUUCAAGGCCCAACACUGCGCAAUCAAAAGAAUGAAGAUGUCAAAUGACCUAACCCCAGGUCUAAAAAGAGAAAAACCCAACGAGGUUGGCAAGAUGGCUCAGCAGGUAAAGGCAACUGCUGUCAACUAUGACAACCAAUGUUAGUCCUCAGAACCCAUGUGGCAGACUUGACUCAAGGCACUCUCUUACCUCCACACAUGCGACACAGCACACAAGCAUGUGUGCGAACACAUCAACAAGUAAAUGUAACUUUAAAAAAAGACUAAGCGAGGCUGGAGAGAUGGCUCAGUGGUUAAGAGCACUGACUGGCUCUGCCCGUCGUCAUGGCUGCCUACAAGUUGGUGCUGAUCCGGCAUAGGGAGGGCGCCUGGAACCUGGAGAACCGCUUUGGCGACUGGUACGGCGCCGACCUGAGCCCAGCGGGCCACGAGGAGGCGAAGCGCGGCGGGCAGGCAUUGCCAGAUGCUGGCUAUGAGUUUGACAUCUGCUUCACCUCUGUGCAGAAGAGAGCAAUCCGGACCCUCUGGACAGUCCUGGAUGCCAUUGACCAGAUGUGGUUGCCAGUGGUCAGGACCCGGCGCUUCAAUGAUCGACACUAUGGGGGUCUAACAGGUCUCAACAAAGCAGAAACUGCUGCUAAGCGUGGUGAGGCACGGGUAAAGAUCUGGAGACGAUCUUACGAUGUUCUGCCGCCUCCAGUGGAGCCUGAUCAUCCCUUCUACAGCAACAUCAGCAAGGACCGCAGGUACGCAGACCUUACUGAGGACCAGCCACCCUCCUGUGAGAGCCCGAAGGAUAUUAUUACCAGAGCACUGCCCUUCUGGAAUGAAGAAAUUGUCCCCCAGGUCAAGGAUGGGGAAAGGGUCUUGAUUGCUGCCCAUGACAACAACCUUGGGGGCAUCGUCAAGCAUCUGGAGGGUCUGUCAGAAGAGGCCAUCAUGGAGCUGAACCUGCCAACUGGCAACCCCAUUGUCUAUGAACUGAACAAGAACUUGAAGCCCAUCAAGCCCAUGCAGUUCCUGGGAGAUGAGACCGAGCGUAAAGCCAUGGGAGCUGUGGCCGCUCAGGGCAAGGUGAAGAAGUGAAGGCGAGGAGGCGGACUCCUGCCCCACACCCUCCCUCCCUGCCUGGUCCUGCCUCCUGCACCCUCCCCUGCACCUGCCACACUGACCACAUCUUUGGGAUCUUCAAUUUAAGUUGUAGCUGCAGAUGGAGACCUAUGGUUCCCAUUCUCCUGUUAGUAUUUUAUCCCCUGCACCCAACCUCUUCACAGAAUCUAGUCAGAAUAACACCUCUGGCAUGCAGGUUCUUG
This is a messenger RNA of Rattus rattus (black rat), 1445 nucleotides long. Its product is annotated as phosphoglycerate mutase 1-like. Gene Ontology annotation, molecular function: intramolecular phosphotransferase activity. Gene Ontology annotation, biological process: glycolytic process. The transcript has a single exon. NCBI's taxonomy places the organism in Eukaryota, Metazoa, Chordata, Mammalia, Rodentia, Muridae. The coding region runs from base 457 to 1218 and encodes 253 amino acids. The record is from RefSeq and is a predicted model, not a curated record.